Aspergillus niger is the source of this 165-nucleotide messenger RNA. RefSeq lists its product as uncharacterized. The record is from RefSeq and is a predicted model, not a curated record. The transcript is spliced from 3 exons. NCBI's taxonomy places the organism in Eukaryota, Fungi, Ascomycota, Eurotiomycetes, Eurotiales, Aspergillaceae. The coding region runs from base 1 to 165 and encodes 54 amino acids.
AUGGUGGGAUGCUGUGUGGGAAAGGGGGAGGACUUGCGCACAUUCCGAAGGAGCCGUUGGCUGAUUAGAGACUGUCAUUCCUCAGCCGCAAACAGGUAUGUGGUGGCUGGCUCUGCUGUUGUAUCUAUUCCACUCCGUCCUUCCUCGGUAACACGGGAUGUGUAA